UGGCGCAUCUAGAGAGUGGAGAUGCUCCGUUCCAGGUGCUCUUAAAGACAAAAUUAUUGUUCAAUUAAAAAUGGGGAGAGAGGUUGGAGGAGACGAGACGAGACCAGACGAGACACUGACAUGGAACCAUCCCGCAUUAACUACACAACAACAGACUAGACUAUACUAGACUACUCUACUGCCUCCACAAGAAACGCCAUUAAUGGAGGACCACAAGAAUUCGCCGGAAAUUGGCCGGAGGAAGAAACCGGCGGUGAGAAUCGGCGGCGGUACAAACAUUGGAGCUGUGUUUCUGUUGGGCGGCGCGUUGGCCACCGCCGCCUUUGUGUCAAUUUUCGUCAGGAAUAAGGGCUGGAGCUUCGGCAAGGACCGCCGUCGCCGCUGUCGGAGUAAGGGCUCGCCGGACGGUGGUCGCAACUCGGUUUUUCUGGAUAAGUCCUCAGAUUCAGACGAACUUCCUUCCAGAGGAGAGACAGACCAGGCUGAGCCGCCGCCGGAGAAUACUACCGACAGCUCGACGCAUCUGGAGCAGGAAGUGGAAAACUCAAAGGUCGACGUUAAUGGCGGAACAGUGCUUGAAAACGGCGUCGUUUCAGGGGAGAAGGUUUUUCCUUUAUUGAGCGAGCAUGGAGACUCAAUUCUUGAAGGUGAAAUCGAACCCGAACCUGAAAUUCCAUUAGUGAAACAGGAUGAUGAAGGUGAAAUCGAAAUGGAAAUUCCAUUAUCGAAACAGGAUGUCGAAGAAGGUGAAAUCGAAAUGGAAAUUCCAUUACAGAGACAGGACGAUGAAGGUGAAAUCGAAAUGGAAAUUCCAUUGCUGAAACAGGAUGUUGAAGAAGGUGAGAUCGAAAUCGAAAUUCCAUUAGUGAAACAGGAUGAUGACUCCUACGAAUCCACAGAAGAAAACAAGAGCUUUGAUGAAGUUAUUACAGAGGAAAGUGUUGGCGAUCAUAGAGAGAAAUCUGAGGCAGCAGCCAUUGCUGUUGAUCAAAGAGCCCUUGUAGUAAUUGAUAGUGAUGAUUGUUUGGAGAGUGACAAGAAUUUGAACAUGGAAGAUGACAAAGUUAGAGAAGCCAUUGAGAACAAAACUGAGAAUUGUGAAGAUGGAGAAGGAGCUGAUCCACCGGCCAUGUCCGGCGACGGCGAAGAUGAAGAAGAAGAAGAAGUAAUUGAAGUAAGUCACGGAGAUUUGGUGGGAUGGAACGACGACGAAUUAGUUGAGAAACAAGAAGUUUGUGAUGAUGCCGGAAAUCGCGGCGAAGAUAACAUAAACAUCGAUAACUAUGAUAUGGAGAGUGUCAAUUGUGAAGUAAAAGAAGAAGACAUUCAAGAAAAUGCCAUUGCUCAAUGUCGGGAGCUCGAAGAUGAAGAUGAAAUCGAAGAAUCCAUCGAAGAAGAAGAUGAAAGCCUAGAUGAGUUGAAGGACACAUCGUCUUCAUCGUCAAUUGCUGCCAUUGACGGCGGCGGAGUAGAGGAAGUUGCAGAGAUCAGCCCAUCAUCAUCAUCAAUGGAGCAAGCAGGACAUGAGGUUGCUGCAAAAGUUCAACAAGACAAUUCACGAGAGGCCAUUGUAUCGAACAAGUUGUCGUCUACGUCUACGAUGAUGAAGUUGCAGGCAAAGCUGAAAUGGCAGCCGAUGACGAUGACGGCGACGGUGGUGAUCGGAGCACUGUCGGCGCUCUCGUCUCUGUCCUGCUCCUGGUUCUUCGGCGGCUCCUUUGCCAAGCUCUGCGCCAUCUUCUUCUUUGCCAAGCUCUGCGCCAUCUUCUUCUUUGCCAUCGUUCUAUCUAAAAUCCAUGCCUAAUUAAUUUAUAAAUGAAUCAUAGUUGUACUUUUAUGUCAACUUGUUUCUACUAAUAAUAAAAAUUUGAGAUGAAUUUCUACGAAUAAUAA
Messenger RNA from Andrographis paniculata, 1893 nucleotides. RefSeq lists its product as uncharacterized. Lineage: Eukaryota; Viridiplantae; Streptophyta; Magnoliopsida; Lamiales; Acanthaceae. The transcript has 3 exons. Bases 203 to 1804 code for a protein of 533 amino acids. The record is from RefSeq and is a predicted model, not a curated record.